UUUUCCUAGCAUCUUGUCGACACGAUGGCCGUCAGCGUCAUGAGCUCAGUCAACGGCAUGUCUAAUGGCGUAUCCGGGCUCCUCUCAAGAUUAUUCACCCGUAAACCCUCAGUGGAUCUGUCGAGGUUGGACCACGUCCAACUUCCCCCUGUCUCAGCGACACUUUCUACUGACAAGUCGGAGAUCACUAAGAACGACGAGGGCAAACUUCUCGAACCUUUCUCGUACUACCGCGAGGUUCUCUCGGGCAAGGGUCUUCGCAAGGCUCUGCUCCAGGCUUUCAACUACCACUUGAACCUGCCUCAGACGUGGGUCGAUGGCAUUGUCGCUAUCAUCGAGGACCUGCACAAUUCGUCACUACUAAUCGACGACAUCGAGGAUGAGUCGCCGCUCCGCCGCGGCUCCCCGACCGCGCACAUCAAGUUCGGCGUGGCACCAACAAUCAACUCCGCCAAUUACGUCUACUUCUUGGUGAUGGAAAAAAUAACCACUCUCGCUCGCGCGCACGCCAGCGGCACGGACUUCGACACGGCCACUGCUCGCAUGGUCAGCGCGUACGUUGAGGAGAUGCUCGAGCUGCACCGCGGCCAAGGGAUGGAGAUCUGGUGGCGGACGAACCGGGUCUGCCCCACGGUCGACGAGUACCUCGUGAUGAUCGAGCGAAAGACGGCGGGUUUGCUCCGUUUGGGCGUUCGGUUGCUGCAAUGCCACCCGGACGCGAAGACUGACCUCCCGCUCGCGUCGAUAUCGGAGCAGAUUGGCGUGUUCUACCAGCUCCGGGACGACUACAUCAACCUAGCGUCUACCAGCUACAGCACCCAGAAGGGUUUCGCUGAGGAUAUCAGCGAGGGAAAGUACUCCUUCCCCAUGAUCCACUCUUUGAUGGUCGCGCCCGAUAGCGGUCUUAAAGAAAUCCUUGACAAGAGGCCGGAGGACAUCCCCGAGAAGCAGCGCGCGAUCGAAAUUAUGCGCCGGACGCACUCGUUUGAGGCCAGCGUGCAGUGCCUUCAGGAGGUCGCCGACCGCCUAAAGGCGCAAAUCAAGGCUCUCGGCGGCAGCCCGGGCCUUGAAGCCUUCAUGAACCAGCUCGGUGUCGACAAGAUCGACGCGGGGCCAUGAUCCGUCUCGUCAACAAUUGGACUUCAUACCUCACGGGCGUAUCCGGUGACCUUGUAUCUAUGUACCAGUAUAUUUGAGUCCAGUUAGAUGUCAUCAAUCCAUGUAGUGCAACAGUUGCUUCACAAUCAAUCAUAGCAUUAUCCCA
Messenger RNA from Punctularia strigosozonata HHB-11173 SS5, 1264 nucleotides. Its product is annotated as terpenoid synthase. The coding region runs from base 25 to 1119 and encodes 364 amino acids. Lineage: Eukaryota; Fungi; Basidiomycota; Agaricomycetes; Corticiales; Punctulariaceae. Gene Ontology annotation, biological process: isoprenoid biosynthetic process. Gene Ontology annotation, molecular function: prenyltransferase activity. The transcript is spliced from 5 exons. The record is from RefSeq and is a predicted model, not a curated record.